AUGACGCUUUUUCUUGAUCUAUUUCGUGGAUUGAAUGCUGAACAAAGGGAGGUGUUUGAUUAUGUAUGUGAUUGUGUUGAUAGACGGACGGGUGGUGUUGUUUUUGUUUUUGGUAGUGGAGGGACGGGAAAAACGUAUUUAUGGAAGACUCUCAUUUCCUAUUUUCGUUCACGUGGCCAAAUCGUCUUGUCUGUUGCUUCUUCUGGGAUUGCCUCUCUUCUACUACCUGGUGGUCGUACAGCGCAUUCGCGUUUUAAGAUUCCCUUUGAACUUGAUAAGGAUUCUUGCUGCUCGAUUGAUGUUGGGACGGAUCUUGCUGGGCUGAUUAAUGAUGUUGCGCUUAUAAUAUGGGAUGAGGCACCGCUACAACAUCGUUAUGCAUUUGAAGCGGUUGACCACCGUCGAGUAUUUGGAGGGAAAUGUGUCGCUCUUGGAGGAGAUUUUCGACAAAUUCUUCCUGUUAUUCCGCUUGCUCUGCGUAAUGAGAUUGUUGCUUCGGUUGUGAAUAAGUCAUCGACUAUAUGGGGUGCAUGUAAGGUGUUUUCUUUAACGAUUAAUAUGCGGUUGAAUAGUUCAAGUGUUAAUGAUGAUGUUGUAAUACAACAUCGAGAUUUCAAUAAGUGGAUUUAG
Messenger RNA from Helianthus annuus (common sunflower), 630 nucleotides. RefSeq names its product ATP-dependent DNA helicase PIF4-like. NCBI's taxonomy places the organism in Eukaryota, Viridiplantae, Streptophyta, Magnoliopsida, Asterales, Asteraceae. Bases 1 to 630 code for a protein of 209 amino acids. The transcript is spliced from 2 exons. The record is from RefSeq and is a predicted model, not a curated record. Gene Ontology annotation, molecular function: DNA helicase activity. Gene Ontology annotation, biological process: DNA repair; telomere maintenance.